Messenger RNA from Rangifer tarandus platyrhynchus (Svalbard reindeer), 1131 nucleotides. The record is from the annotation of a GenBank genome assembly. Lineage: Eukaryota; Metazoa; Chordata; Mammalia; Artiodactyla; Cervidae.
AUGGCGGAGCGCGCGAGGAAGCGGCCCUGUGGUCCGGGCGAACAUGGCCAAAGGGUGGAGUGGCGGAAGUGGAAGCAACAGAAAAAAGAGGAGAAAAAGAAGUGGAAGGAUCUCAAGAUGACAAAGAAACUAGAGCGACAGCGAGCGCAGGAGGAACAGGCAAAGCGCCAACAGGAGGAAGAGGCAGCUGCCCAGAGCGAGGAUCAGGGGCGGCACUACACCCUGAGCGUGGCCCUGCCAGGCUCUAUCCUGGACAAUGCCCAAUCACCAGAGCUUCGCACCUACCUGGCCGGCCAGAUCGCCAGAGCCUGCGCCAUCUUCUGUGUGGAUGAGAUUGUGGUGUUCGAUGAAGAAGGCCAAGAUGCCAACACUGUGGAGGGGGAAUUCAGGGGAGUCGGCAAGAAGGGGCAGGCAUGCGUGCAGCUGGCCCGGAUACUGCAGUACCUGGAGUGUCCACAGUACCUAAGAAAGGCCUUCUUCCCCAAGCAUCAGGAUCUGCAGUUUGCAGGGCUCCUGAACCCCUUGGACAGCCCUCACCACAUGCGUCAGGAUGAGGAGUCCGAGUUCCGAGAGGGCGUUGUGGUGGACCGGCCCACCCGGCCAGGCCAGGGCUCCUUUGUCAACUGUGGCAUGAAGAAGGAGGUGAAGAUUGACAAGAACUUGGAGCCUGGACUUCGGGUGACGGUGCGGCUCAACCAGAACCAGCUCCCAGAAAGCAAGACCUGCCGGGGGAAGGUCGUGUCGUCACAGGACCCUCGGACCAAAGCUGGUCUCUACUGGGGCUACACAGUCCGCCUGGCCUCCUGCCUCAGUGCUGUGUUUGCUGAGGCCCCCUUCCAGGACGGCUAUGAUCUGACCAUCGGGACGUCAGAGCGAGGCUCAGAUGUGGCCUCCGCCCAGCUUCCCAACUUCAGGCACGCUCUUGUGGUGUUUGGGGGCCUCCAGGGGCUGGAAGCUGGAGUGGAUGCCGACCCCAACCUGGAGGUGGCUGAACCCAGCGUCCUCUUCGACCUGUACGUCAACACCUGCCCCAACCAGGGCAGCCGCACCAUCCGCACAGAGGAGGCCAUCCUCAUCUCCCUGGCUGCCCUGCAGCCUGGCCUUACCCAGGCAGGUGCCCGGCCCAGCUGA